This is a messenger RNA of Mercenaria mercenaria, 1500 nucleotides long. RefSeq lists its product as uncharacterized. The coding region runs from base 1 to 1500 and encodes 499 amino acids. The transcript has 3 exons. Gene Ontology annotation, molecular function: DNA binding. Lineage: Eukaryota; Metazoa; Mollusca; Bivalvia; Venerida; Veneridae. The record is from RefSeq and is a predicted model, not a curated record. Gene Ontology annotation, cellular component: nucleus.
AUGACAGACAAAAGUGUAAAGAAACGUUAUAUUGAUGGAUUAGAUAAAGAUAUAAGGGAAAGAUAUGAGCAAAAGUGCAAUUUGAUCGGUGGAAAUGAUCCGUACUGGUGCUGUACGGUACCGUACGUAACGGAACGGAAGAUAGCCACACCGUGUACGAUUUAUGGGAAAAAGUUAUGGUGUUUCAGUCAGGAAGGCGGUAGCCUCACCAGAGUGCCUGAAUCUACUCUUAGAGAUAGAACUUUAGGGAAUGUGCAUCCAGAUACCACUUCUGCUGGAACUGCACCUCUAUUUGAUCAAUUUCAAGAAGUUAAACUUGUAAAUCACUUUAAAAAGAUGGCUGCAUUUGGAUAUGGGUACACCAGACAAGAAUGUGUGGACAUAGCAAGUGAUUUUGCUGUACAGUUGGGUAAACGGCGAAAAGAUAAACCAUUGACAAUGAAAUGGAUGCGUGGUUUUUUAAAGCGUUGGCCCGAACUGAAAGUACUUAAGCCAAAGGGUCUUGAAUUUUCUAGGGCCAAAAUGGCCUCAAAAGAAGUAGUUUUCAACUAUUUUUCUAACCUGAAAUCUACCUUGGAAAAACACAAUUUGGCUAACAAACCCCACCUGAUUUUCAAUGUCGACGAAAAGGGCAUUUCUGUGGAGCAUAAACCACCUUACAUUGUUGCUGGCUCUUCUUAUACUCCAUCAGCUGUCACUUCUGGUAAAGGAAAGACUGUCACCAUUUUGGGUUGUGGGAGUGCUGCAGGACAAGCUAUCCCUCCUUACUUGGUCUUCCCCGGACAGCGCAUGAGAGAAGAACUGUUACACGGAGCUUCUCCUGGAGCUGAUGGCACCAUCAGUGAAUCUGGGUGGUCAAACUCAUCCAUUUUCAGACACUACAUUGAAAAUCAUUUCUUGAAAUUUGCUCCUGGUCAUAAUGGACAGAAGAUUCUUCUUAUACUUGAUGGCCACAAGUCUCAUGUCAGCGUUGGUUUGUCUGAAUGGGCUCUUCAGUAUGGAAUCAUCAUCUUCAUUCUUCCUCCCCACUGCAGCCACAUUUUACAACCAAUGGAUGUUGGAUGUUUUGGACCCUUUCAAAGAAUUUAUGAUGCACAAUGCCACAAACUAAUCAGACAGUCAUCAACAAUCAUUACUCGAUACAAUAUCUGUGAAGUUGCUUGUCAGGUGUACACUAAAGCCCUCUCAUCUGAAAACAUUCAGUCAUCUUUUCGCCGCUCUGGUAUCUACCCUUUCAGUGUUGAUGCAGUUCCAAAGGAGAAGCUAUUGCCAGCUGAAGUUUUUCAGAGUGAGAGUACUGACGCAAUAAAUGAUGCUGACAGCCAAGAAACAGUGGAAGGUGGAAUUAUGGUUGAUCAGUUGAGAACUGAAGAGGACACUAUUACAGACCUAUUUGAAAAGAAAGAAAAUGAUCUGAAGAAGGUCAAAAGUGAACAUAAAAGCAAACAAAGGAAAACAAUGAGUAAAAUAGUGGCUGGAAAAGAAAUUACUGAGGAAUAG